Messenger RNA from Macadamia integrifolia, 2130 nucleotides. RefSeq names its product LRR receptor-like serine/threonine-protein kinase EFR. Lineage: Eukaryota; Viridiplantae; Streptophyta; Magnoliopsida; Proteales; Proteaceae. The record is from RefSeq and is a predicted model, not a curated record. The transcript is spliced from 5 exons. Gene Ontology annotation, biological process: protein phosphorylation. Gene Ontology annotation, molecular function: ATP binding; protein binding; protein kinase activity. Bases 1 to 2130 code for a protein of 709 amino acids.
AUGGCAUUUCUUCAGUUUCUAGUUUUCAUUCCCCUUUCUGGGAGCUCAUUGAGGCUAGAUUCCGUCAUUAUCGUCGUCGUCAUUGGUAGAAGGAUCAUAGUAGGGAACGAGACAGAUCGGCUUGCUAUGCUUGAGUUUAAGAAACGAAUUGAUGAUCCAUACAGAGCACUAAGUUCUUGGAAUGAUUCCGUCCAUUUUUGUAAUUGGGUAGGAAUCACAUGUGGCAACCGUCAUCAACAACGAGUUAUCAGCUUGGAUUUGGGAGAGAAAGGAUUGGGAGGGAACAUAUCUCCUUCCAUAGGGAAUCUCAGGUUUCUGCAUUUUCUCAACAUUGGAAACAAUAGCUUCCAGGGCCAAAUUCCACAAGAAAUCGGUAAUCUGAUUCGAUUGAGAGAAAUUAACUUCAACAACAACACCUUCGAAGGAGAAAUUCCUACUAGCUUGGCCAACUGCACUCUUCUAAGAGAUAUUCACUUCUCCAGAAACAAUCUUGUCGGGAACAUUCCGGUUGAACUAUUUAUGUCUUUGUCAAUGCUGGAGCACAUUUCCAUUAAUUAUAAUGGCUUAACUGGAGAAUUACUAGCUUCUUUUGAGAGUUUGGAUCUAUACACUAAUCGCUUUCAAGGUCUCCUUCCCAACUUCAAAGCCAAUCUCUCAACUCAGCUCUUAUAUCUUCGAUUAGGGGAUAAUCAAAUAUCUGGAACCAUCCCUGCAGGGAUUGAGAAUCUCAUCAACUUAACACUUUUCAGCAUAAAAGUGAACUUUCUUGAAGAAAGAACCAUUCCUCAAUCUUUGACUCUUUUGAAGGGGCUUCAAGAUUUAGAUAUUUCAUGCAACAACUUAUCAAGCCAAAUCCCGAAAGAUCUUGAAAAUCUUUUAGCGUUGCAGAGUUUGAGUUUAUCAUUCAAUAACCUUGAGGGGGAGGUACCAACAAAAGGAGUCUUUGGCAAUGCGAGUGCAAUUUUUUUGAAUGGAAAUGAAAAGCUUUGUGGAGGAGUUGCAAAGUUACAAUUGCCUACAUGCACAAACCAUGGGUCUACAAAAAGAGAAAAAUCUCAUGCUUUCAAAAUAGUUUUGGCACUUAUGAUCAGUUUGGUUCUUGGUUUUAUUUUGAUAGCUUCCUUUCUUACUCGUUAUUGGAUAAGAAAAUCAAUAAGUAAACCACCAUCCACACCAUUAAUCGGUGAUCGACUUUUAAAGAUUUGUUACUAUGAACUCUUUCAAGCUACUGGAGGAUUUUCUUCAGUUAAUUUGAUAGGUUCUGGUAGUUUUGGUUUUGUAUAUAAAGGGAUCAUCAACCAAGAUGUAAUCGUCGCAGUCAAGGUACUCAAUCUUCAAAAUCCAAGAGCUUACAAGAGUUUUACGACUGAAUGUGAAGCAUUAAGAAACAUUCGACAUCGGAAUCUUGUUAAAAUUUUGACUUCUUGUUCAAGUUUGGAUUCAAAAGGCAAAGAUUUCAAAGCACUUGUUUAUGAGUUCAUGCCCAAUGGAAGUCUAGAUGAUUGGUUGCAUCUGCCGAUGGAGGCACAUAAUCAGUCAAGGAAUUUUAGCUUUCUUCAAAGAUUAAACAUUGCAAUUGAUGUGGCUUUUGCAAUUGAAUAUCUACAUUACCACUGUUAUGCACCAAUUGUUCAUUGUGACUUGAAGCCAAGCAAUGUCCUACUUGACAGUUAUAUGACUGCACAUGUUAGCGAUUUUGGUUUGGCAAGACUACUUUUAGAACUUGACGACGAUUCAUCCCAGACUCAAACUAGUAACAUUAGGAUAAAAGGAUCUAUUGGCUAUGCUGCUCCAGAUUCAACACUCCAGCCCAAAGAAAAACCUGGUGCAGAAAUUGAAGAGGAAGCUACCAAUAGAACUGAAGGUCCUAGUCAUAGGACAGAUAAAUUGCAAGAUUGUGUAACAUCAAUAAUUGAAAUUGCACUCUGCUGCUCCAUGGACUCGCCAAAAGAACGUAUGGACGUGAACGAUGUGGUUGAAGAUAACCUACAAGGAUGGAAAUUAGGGCUCUUCGAUAAGGAUUGCAAGGGAUUGCAAGAAGCCAAAAGCCUGACUAUUGAAGAGCAACUAGUGGAGUUUCAUACCAAGGAGACAAUGGCCAAUGGCUUGAUCGAAGACAAUUAUAUUUGA